AUGACUUCAGGAUAUGGUAAAGAGGUAACUUUGAAAGAAUCAUCUGCAGGAGAAUCAACUUCAGAAGAGUCUACUCACCUGGAAACUGGCCUCGGUGAGAGAGAUCUCUUGGCAAGUUUUAGGGAUGUUUCCGUCGCCAGAUCUCUUGCUUCAACAACUUCUGAUAUAGGACGAGUUCCUACUAACAAAUCAAUAUUGUACCUUGAUCCUGAGCAGCGUCCGCCAAUAUUUAAAUCAACUUUUCAAGAGUAUAUAUGUGUUGCUUUAUUCACUUUUGCUCCAGCGGCCGCUUCAAUGGGUUCAGCUUGUUUUCAGACCUCUCUUUCAGUGACAUCUCAAUAUUUUGGUAUAGAUGGAGGUGUGUUGACCUGGUGUGUUAAUAGUAUCAUGCUUGCUAAUGGUGGCUGUAUGCUAUUGAUGGGAGGAAUUGCAGACGCUCUUGGGAGACGUAAUUCGUUGAUUAUUGGUUUCUUUUCUUAUGCUUUAUUCUCGUUGAUUGCAGGCUUCAUGAAGAACUUUGCUGUUUUAUGCAUACUGCGCGCUCUUAUGGGUGCUGCUGUUGCAUGUGCAACCCCUGCAGCCGCAGGAUUUCUUGGCUCUACCUACAAAGACUCCAAAAGAAAGAAUAUGGCUAUGAGUAUCUUUGCGCUCGGAUCUCCUGUUGGUGGUGCAUCGGGUUACAUAAUUGCAGGUGUUUGUAUAAUAGCAUUCAACUGGCGUGCAGUUCAAUAUUUUCUAGCUAUUCUUUUUGGCUUCUGCUCCAUAGGUGUGGUACUUUUUAUGCCUGAUGAUGAGACUCGCAUGCAAGGAAUUCAUGCCAGCCAGAUUUUUAGGCAUUUGGAUUAUGGUGGUUCGUUUAUCUCGUUAGCAGCAUUCACUCUCAUUUGCUUCUCUCUUACUCAGGUAGAUGCCGCUACAGAUGGUUGGGGAACUCCUUACAUUAUUGCUCUUCUUGUUGUAGGUAUAGUAUUGAUUCCAGUGUUUGUGCUCUACGAGAUGCAUAUUCCCAGUCAACCUAUUAUGCCAAUGGCUCUUUUCAAGAGUUGGAAUUUUGAUCUAUGUAUGAUCAUUUCUACUUUUUCUUGGAUAAACUUUCAAGGUGUGUUGAAUUAUUACUCUAUUGUCUACUUUGAGAUGAUCCGUGGCUAUUCGGCUAUUUUAACAGCUUGCUGUUUACUUCCACAACCCAUUUGUGGUAUCUUUGCUAACAUCUUUGCGGGCUUGACUAUGCACAAGAUUCCCGGUAGAAUUUUUAUUUUCGUCGGAUGUCUUGGUUUUCUUAUUGCUAGCAUUAUCUGGGCAACCUUUCCAAUCGAUAGAAAUUAUUUCUUGGGGCCUUUUUGGGCUUUCAUUGUUUGUGUUUUGGGGGCUGAUUUUAUAUACAACGUUGCCAAUCGUUGCUCGUUGGGCCUCGUUGAAAAAGAAGUUCAGAGCAGAGCUGCAGGUACUUUUAAUACUAUCAUUCAAUUGGCCUCGUCGGUGGGUUUGGGACUUUCAAGUACAAUUGUUUCUUCAAAAUAUAGUCUUUAUGGUACAUCUGAGCAAAAUGACCAUAAGCAAGAAUUCUGGAAUGCUAUUAGAUACGCCUUCUACUUUGGUAUUGCAUUGUCUGGAAUUUCUUUGAUCCUCAGCCUGUUUUUGAGGAUUGGCGUCAUUGGUGCUAUCAGUGGACCCGACAAGGACGAUUAUGAAGAGCAGCACAAACAAGAUAGAGUGGCGGAUUUUGUUCCUGCCCUCUACUCAGGAAAGAACGCCAGCGAGGAAGGAGCCGCCAGUCAAAAUAUGCUCAAUGACACGAUUUGA
This is a messenger RNA of Brettanomyces nanus, 1803 nucleotides long. RefSeq lists its product as uncharacterized. The coding region runs from base 1 to 1803 and encodes 600 amino acids. NCBI's taxonomy places the organism in Eukaryota, Fungi, Ascomycota, Pichiomycetes, Pichiales, Pichiaceae. The transcript has a single exon. The record is from RefSeq and is a predicted model, not a curated record. Gene Ontology annotation, cellular component: membrane. Gene Ontology annotation, molecular function: transmembrane transporter activity. Gene Ontology annotation, biological process: transmembrane transport.